Molecule: messenger RNA, 2895 nt
Organism: Rosa rugosa (rugosa rose)
Lineage: Eukaryota; Viridiplantae; Streptophyta; Magnoliopsida; Rosales; Rosaceae
Product: U-box domain-containing protein 33-like
Exons: 7
Coding region: 198-2735 (845 amino acids)
Biological process (GO): protein ubiquitination; protein phosphorylation
Molecular function (GO): ATP binding; ubiquitin-protein transferase activity; protein kinase activity
Source: RefSeq, a predicted model, not a curated record
AUUUUACCUCCGUCAUUUUCAAGUCAGCACAAAACGUCAAGCACUCGAGCCCAACUCUCUAUAAUUCCAAAACCAUUCCCCCAAAAUCUCACUCAUACGACUAGCACAUGAACCUCCCACCUGCACCACAACCCGACCCGACAACCCUCAAAGCCCAGUUCCACCUUCACCGGAGCUACUUGACCCGCUAGCCAUCUAUGGAGCUCAUGCAGCCUUCACAUCCUCCUCCACACCACGCCGGGGAACCCACUUCUGGGUUCUCAUCUCCGGCGAGUUUUGCACGUGGGUUUGACUCGCCGGCCACUACUUCUCAGUUGCCGGAGAUUUUUGAAGAAACUGGUGGUGGUGAUGGUGGCUUUGACAAGGUACACGUGGCGGUUGGCAAGUCUGUGGAGAAAGCUGUGAGCUUGCUUCGUUGGAGUUUGAAGCAAUUUGGUGGUAGAGAGAUUUGUAUACUUCAUGUUCAUCAACCUUCUCAGCUCAUUCCAACUCUCUUAGGGAAACUACCUGCAAGUAAAGCAAAUGCUGAAGUGGUGUGUGCUUUCAGGAGGGAGGAAAAGGAACAGAAAAUGAAGUUUUUGCAAAGUUAUUUGAGUAUUUGCUGUAGAGAAAAGAUUAAAGCAAGCAUUGCGAUGGUUGAAGCUGAUGAAAUUCAGAAAGGAAUUGUAGAAUCAGUGCAUAGAUAUGGAGUUAGGAAGCUUGUUAUGGGGGCUGUACCAGAAAAUUGCAUGAAGGUGAAAAGGAGCUCCAGCAAAGCAAGUUAUGCAGCCAAAAACGCUCCCUUGUUCUGUGAAAUAUGGUUUAUCAACAAAGGGAAACCUCUAUGGACAAGAGCUGCUUCGGAGGGCCAAAGUUCUCUGCCUUCCUGCAGUCAACUGCAAAUUGCAUCUGAAGAAAGUUUUAAAUCAUUUCAACAUAGAAAGAAUGAGGGUUUUCACCCAGAGUGUCUCCAGUCCGGUUCUGCCAAUAAUGAUUUUUCCAGAAUCAGUAACUGCUUUCAGAGUGAAUCAGUUCGGUCAGAAGCCGCUCAAUCAUCAUCAACUUUAUCUUGUUCUACCCAUACAUGCUUACCCCACAAUAUUCAUAGUUCAACCAGAACAAGUUCUAGCUCUGGUUCAAGAUAUAGUUCUGCUGAGGGAAGGGUGUCUUUAGAUUCUGAUUUAUGUAGUAGGCUUACGGAAGCUAUGCUAGAAGCUGAGGCAUCGAUGGAGAAGGCAUCUUCAGAGCUAUUGAAGUGCAAAAGAUUAGAAUCAGAAGCCAUGGAAGCUAUUGACAAGGUUAAAGCAUUUGAGUUUGCCCAUGCACGUGAAGUUAAACUUAGAACAGAGGCUGAGGAUGCCCUGAGAACUACAUUGGAGGAACAAGAAAAAAUCAUGGAGGAGAAGGAAGAACUUUCCACGAAUAUAAGGAAUACCAUGAGAAAUAUUGCUCUUCUAGAUAGUCGAGUUCAGGAAGCAAAUCGUAGGUCAGAAGAAGCUUCUGGAGAAGUAAAACAAAUUCAGACUUCAAUUGCAGCUCUCUGCCAAGAAAAACAGGGUAUCCAACGACAGAAGAUGGAAGCCCUACGCUGGCUUGAACGGUGGAGAAGUCGUCGACAAGCUGGAGCUGCGAACUACAAUGGUCUCACUGGGUCUGUUGAAGAAUUGCUCAAGCUGGCAGAAUUCUCAUUGUCAGAUCUGCAAACUGCAACAUGCAAUUUUUCAGUGAGCUUUAAGAUUGGGCAGGGAGGAUAUGGUUGUGUUUAUAAGGGGGAAAUGCUGGGAAGAACUGUUGCUAUAAGGAAGCUACACCCUCAUAACAUGCAAGGACAAUCAGAGUUUCAACAAGAGGUACAAGUUCUUUGUAAAAUACAGCACCCUCAUCUUGUGACCUUGCUUGGUGUGUGUCCAGAAGCCUGGUCCCUUGUGUACGAGUAUUUACCAAAUGGGAGCCUCCAAGACCAUCUUUUCCGAAAAAGUAAUGUUUCUUUCAUGACAUGGAAGACCCGAGUACGGAUAAUUGCUGAAAUCUCUAGUGCCCUUUGCUUCUUGCACUCUUCCAAACCUGAAAAGAUUGUCCAUGGUAAUUUGAAGCUCCAAAACAUACUACUCGAUUCGGAACUCAGAUGCAAGAUUUGUGAUUUUGGGAUUUGCAGGCUGGUAACCGAGGAGAAUCUCUGCUCUGCAAGUUUCCGCCGGUUCACUGAACCAAAGGGUGCUUUUUCUUACUCAGAUCCAGAGCUUCAGAGAGUUGGAGUGUUGACACCCAAAUCCGAUAUUUACUCCUUUGGGCUAAUUAUUCUGCAGUUAGUCACCAGAAGGCCUCCAGUUGGCUUAGCAAGUGAGGUGCGCAGAGCACUUCUGAGUGGAAAUUUGACAGCAAUUCUGGAUUCAUCAGCUGGAGAGUGGCCUGAAUCCGUGGCAAAGCGAUUGGUACAGCUUGGGUUGCAAUGCUGUGAAUUGAAUAGCAGGGAAAGACCAGAGCUUACACCGGCUUUAGUAAGAGAAUUCGAGCAGUUGCAUGUCUCUGAAGAGCGAUCUGUGCCAUCCUUUUUUUUGUGUCCAAUCCGUCAGGAAAUAAUGCAUGACCCUCAGGUGGCAGCUGAUGGCUUUACUUAUGAAGGGGAAGCUCUGCUUAAAUGGUUGCAAAAUGGCGGCGAAACUUCUCCGAUGACCAAUUUGAAAUUAAGUCACUUGCAUCUCACUCCCAACCAUGCCCUACGGCUUGCUAUUCAAGAUUGGCUUUGCAAGUGUUGAAAUCUCAGUUACUUCAUAUUUUGCAGAUUUAGGUUGUUGUAACCAUUGUAUAUCAUGAAAUAAUAGGGAAGUUAGUUGGAUUCUAAUCAUUAAUGGAAAGUGCAGUAAUUAAUCAAUUAUACAAUAAGCAGCAAUAAUUAAUUUCUGAUUUUCUGAUUUA